GUGGUUUCUUGGGGACACUAGGCGGAAUAGCUCGAGCUUUGCCACCUCUGGUUUCUUACUGCAAGUUGGACGUUGGGUUUUGCCACUGUCAGAGAGACGUCUCAAGAAUUUCUCUCCCCGGAUCUUUGUAGAUCACCCCCUCAGCAGGGUCUCUGCAUCGCCGCCAGGAUGAAGCUGAUUCCCGUCGCCCUCCUGUAUCUGGGCUCGCUCGCCUUCCUUGGCGCGGACACUGCGCGGCUCGACGUGGCGUCGGAGUUCAGAAAGAAAUGGAAUAAGUGGGCUCUAAGUCGCGGGAAGAGGGAACUUCGGGUGUCCAGUAGCUACCCCACCGGGCUCGCUGACGUGCAAGCCGGGUCUGCCCAUACUCUCAUUCGGCCGCAGGACGUGAAGGGCGCCUCUCGCAGCCCCCAGGCCAGCAAUCCGGACACCGCCCGCAUAAGAGUCAAGCGCUACCGCCAGAGUAUGAACAACUUCCAGGGCCUGCGAAGCUUUGGCUGUCGCUUCGGGACGUGCACCGUGCAGAAGCUGGCACACCAGAUUUACCAGUUCACAGACAAGGACAAGGACGGCGUCGCCCCUAGGAACAAGAUCAGCCCCCAGGGCUACGGCCGCCGGCGCCGGCGCUCUCUGCCAGAGGCCGGCCAGGUCCGGACUCAGUCGUUUUCCGAGCCUCAGGCACGCGGGGCUCCAACCUCCCGCGCGCAUCAAGUGCUCACCACCCUUCUUGGGAUUUAGGCAGCUAUGACAGCUGUGAACAGUCGCGCAUGCCUCCCGCAGGCGCCUCCCGGGGCCGAGGGCUUCCUGGAGCCGAGCCCCACAGCCAAUCGAGACCGGGCUGAGACAGUCCUGCAGAGACCGGGAGUCGGGGAGGCACCGUCGGGCGAGGAGCCUUGGGUUGCAGGAGCCCCUCCUCCUCGGAGGCAGCGUUCCCUUCGCCCUAGUCGGGCCCGGGUGCCCCUGGGGGGCAGAGGAAUCUGGGGGAGUAUCUAUCAGGCCUACGGAGAGAAGCAGAAUGAAAUGCUGAGACCCCCUCACAAGGGCAGGGGUCUGAGCCACCGCUGUGCCCAACCACAAACUGAUUUCCCACAGGGUGUCACCCCACCGGGAGCACGCCUCACUAUUACUUGAACUUUCCAAAACCUAGAGAGGAAAAGUGCAAUGCGUGUUAUAUAUAUAGAGGUAACUAUCAAUAUUUAAGUUUGUUGCUGUCAAGAUUUUUUUUUUGUAAUUUCAAAUAUAGAGAUAUUUUUGUACGUUAUAUAUUGUAUUAAGGGCAUUUUAAAGCAAUUGCAUUGUCCUCCCCUCUAUUUUAAUACGUGAAUGUCUCAGCGAAGUGUAACGCGUUGUUUGCUGCGUGGAAUGUGUGAGUGUGUGCGUGAAAGAGACUGAUUACCUCUUUGGAAGAAGGAAACACCGUGUCUCUGUCUAAUCUACUUACAUAAAUUGGGUGAUAUGAGAAAUGGCAAAUAAACUGUUUCAAUGCUGAUA
Molecule: messenger RNA, 1488 nt
Organism: Manis pentadactyla (Chinese pangolin)
Lineage: Eukaryota; Metazoa; Chordata; Mammalia; Pholidota; Manidae
Gene: ADM
Product: adrenomedullin
Exons: 4
Coding region: 169-735 (188 amino acids)
Biological process (GO): regulation of systemic arterial blood pressure; adenylate cyclase-activating G protein-coupled receptor signaling pathway; positive regulation of heart rate
Cellular component (GO): extracellular region
Molecular function (GO): adrenomedullin receptor binding; hormone activity
Source: RefSeq, a predicted model, not a curated record